CUGACAGGGCACGGGAAACGGCAGCUUUCCAGUCUCGAAGAAUGCAAUGCCUAUGGAGUACGGAGUACACUGCCAGGUUUUACCAAACCAUAGGCACUAGCAAAGUACAUGCCUACCACCGUCCCUUUGGGCACUUGCAACCAACAAGAUACAUCUUGGUACAGCUCAAGUACGGGACUCGAGACUUCCGCCUUGCUGGACAUGGCGACUUUGUCUUCUGUCCCCUUAAGGCAUACAUGGCGCCUAGCAAGCACGAGAGCUGAGGCAGGCAAGACGUUCAAAGAGAUCACCCUGACCGCUCAAGUCGCUCCCCUCACCGACAACCUCUUCAUCCUGCCACUAGCAAGCGUCGUAACCCGCACCCAGAGUCCCGUCAGCCCGUCUCUUCUCCGUCACCUAUUACCUGGCACCCAUCCCAUCCUGCGCCAUGUGGUAGCAUCGGAGACACGAGGCCCGUCUGGGACUCUGAAUGUUGCCCGGCUGGGAAGCGGCUGGAAGCAGUCGAGAACACCGUCACCACCAUACUUAGUCUGUGUCAUCUCCAGACUCCAGGCACGCUACCCCAUGGCUUGGACGGAUCAACGGCGGUUGAGCUCUCGGAGAAUGCGGGGAAGAAAACCUUCUUCAUCACUUGGCGGCCUACCUCUAGGAUUAUGGGGGUGUGUGUGUGUGUGUGCGUGUGUGGUUGUGUCUGUGGUGUCCCAACCACAGCUAAUGUCCCGAGCUAACAUAGCGCUCGAGUCGUGUCGUCACAAGCGUGUACCUCGUCGUGCUCGUCAAAUGCUUGCAUUCAAUGAAAAAAGAGGCAAAAAGCAGCAGGGCCAUUGGGGAUACAUGCAGGGCUUGGUACCCUCACAUCGGUCUCGGCAUUCAGACCAACUGCCAUCGCUGAUUGCCGUCAUGCGCUCGAUAAUACCCGAUAGAUGACAAUAGGUGCUCGACAAUGUCACAGUGAAGGCCGAGUAAAUACAGGCUGCCAGCCAGUUCAAGGCCCCCUUGUUCCAAAACAAUCACGGCUCAUGGGAAAUGAAGUGAGCAGUGACCAUCUCGGUUCCGCUGGCAGACUGAUGAAGGACACAGCUCGGU
This is a messenger RNA of Colletotrichum godetiae, 1086 nucleotides long. RefSeq lists its product as uncharacterized. NCBI's taxonomy places the organism in Eukaryota, Fungi, Ascomycota, Sordariomycetes, Glomerellales, Glomerellaceae. The record is from RefSeq and is a predicted model, not a curated record. The coding region runs from base 109 to 927 and encodes 272 amino acids. The transcript has a single exon.